Messenger RNA from Musca domestica (house fly), 1105 nucleotides. RefSeq names its product protein BCCIP homolog. The transcript has 3 exons. Gene Ontology annotation, cellular component: nucleus. The coding region runs from base 91 to 978 and encodes 295 amino acids. The record is from RefSeq and is a predicted model, not a curated record. Lineage: Eukaryota; Metazoa; Arthropoda; Insecta; Diptera; Muscidae.
AAGAAAAAAACAAAUUAAAAACAGCUGACACAAAACGUGUUUCAAAACAAUUGAACACUUUAGUAUUUAAAAUUUUUUAUAAUUAACAAAAUGUCUGCAAGCAAACGUAAAAAUCUUAAUGCCAUGGAAGAAGAUCCCAGUGACUCGGAUUCGGAAACAUCCAGUGACGAUGAUGAAGACGAUGGUCCACAUCCAGAUGCUUAUACUGGAAAUGAGGAAGUUCAAAUAGAUUUUGAAGGGCGGGCGCCUGUUGAUCCUGAUUGCCAUGGCAUAUCACAGCUCCUGCAAAGAGUUUUUCUUAAGGCUCAUAUUAACACCAUGCAAAUGGCUGAUAUGAUAAUUGCUCAAAACUUUGUUGGUAGCGUUAUUUGUCAAUGCGACGAUGGCAUGGAAAGUGAUGCCGACGAUAUGUGCGAAGAUGGUACCAUAUUUGGAAUUACAACCGUUCUAAAUAUCACUGCCAAGAAAAACUCUCCCUGUAUUGAUCAGUUUCGUUCAUUUGUUGUUCAAAAGGCAGAAAAACAUGCCCCAGAUUCGGUGCUUAAACAUUUCCGUGAUGUUUUGGGCAAUGAGGCUAGACCCAUUGGAUACUUGAUAAACGAACGUUUCAUAAAUAUUCCCUCACAAAUAUCAGUGCCAUUAUUGGAAAAUCUAUAUAAGGAAAUUAAUGCAGCCAAACAGAAAGGAAUGCCAUUCAAUUUUGUCUAUUUUCUAAUGAUCAUCAAAUUCUAUCGUAAGGAGGCGAAAAAAGGCAAACCAAAAGAAGAUACCUACACAAAUGCUGAAGAAGAACUCAUAGCUACAAAUGCUGUGAAUUCAUUUGAAUAUUCCGUGGCGGAUGAAUGCGAUAUGGGAAUGUCAGGUGAUUGGUUGGAAGGUGAUGCAAAUCUGACACCAUAUCGGAAAGUUGUAUUAUUCGAUGCAAAGAAUUUGCCCCAGCUAAUACUGGAUAUUCAAAAAUAUAUUAAUGGUGAAUAAAAUUUAUUGAUAACACGAAGCGAAAUUACAUUUGAUAUUUAUACACGAAAUGGAGAUAAAGUAUGUAUUUUUUAAUAUUUUAAGACUAAAAAUAAAGUGAAAUGACUAUAAGAACCCACAUAUGAAA